Molecule: messenger RNA, 5640 nt
Organism: Terrapene triunguis (Three-toed box turtle)
Lineage: Eukaryota; Metazoa; Chordata; Testudines; Emydidae
Product: Down syndrome cell adhesion molecule homolog
Exons: 31
Coding region: 16-5637 (1873 amino acids)
Biological process (GO): axon guidance; homophilic cell-cell adhesion; dendrite self-avoidance
Cellular component (GO): axon; plasma membrane
Molecular function (GO): cell-cell adhesion mediator activity
Source: RefSeq, a predicted model, not a curated record
GAGGACCAGAAAGCCAUGAGAGGCAAUGUAGCGGUCUUCAAGUGCAUUAUCCCCUCCUCUGUGGAGGCAUACAUCACUGUUGUCUCUUGGGAGAAAGACACAGUCUCACUUGUCUCAGGAUCUAGAUUUCUCAUCACAUCCACGGGAGCCUUGUAUAUUGUAGAUGUACAGAAUGAAGAUGGAUUGUAUAACUACCGAUGUAUCACACGGCACAGAUACACUGGAGAAACAAGACAAAGCAACAGCGCAAGACUUUUUGUAUCAGACCCAGCAAACUCAGCACCGUCUAUUCUGGAUGGGUUUGACCAACGUAAAGCCAUGGCAGGACAGCGAGUGGAGCUGCCUUGCAAAGCAUCAGGGCACCCAGCACCAAAGUACCGUUGGCUGAAGGACAACGUUCCCUGGGAGCCAGAUAGCAGGUUUCGGCAGACAGUCACAGGUCUGCUGAUAGAGAACACACGUCCUUCGGACUCAGGCAACUACGUUUGUGAGGUGUGGAACAACUAUGGUACUGCUGAGGUGAUAGGGCAUCUACAUGUAAAACAGCCUCUGAAAGCCACAAUCAGUCCACGGAAAGUUAAAAGCAGUGUUGGUAGUCAAGUGUCCUUGUCCUGCAGUGUGACUGGAACUGAGGACCAAGAACUCUCCUGGUACCGAAAUGGUGAAAUCAUCAACCCUGGAAACAACGUGAGGAUCAUGGGGAUCAACCAUGAGAAUCUCAUUAUGGAUCGCAUGGCCAAAAGUGAUGGUGGAGCGUACCAGUGCUUUGUACGCAAGGACAAGAUGUCUGCUCAAGACUAUGUUCAGGUGGUGCUAGAAGAUGGAACUCCCAAAAUCAUUUCUGCCUUCAGUGAGAAAGUGGUGAGUCCAGGAGAACCUGUCUCCCUUAUGUGCAAUGUGAAGGGGACUCCUCUGCCUACAAUCACCUGGACACUAGAUGAAGAUCCCAUAAUCAAAGAUGGUAAUCACCGUAUCAGCCAGAUUAUCACCUCUGAGGGCAACGUAGUCAGCUACCUGAAUAUCUCUAACACUCAAGUUCGAGACGGGGGAGUCUAUCGCUGUACUGCCAACAACUCUGCUGGAGUCAUCCUGUACCAGGCUCGAAUAAACGUAAGAGGGCCAGCAAGCAUCCGUCCAAUGAAAAAUAUCACAGCAAUAGCAGGACGGGACACCUAUAUACAUUGCCGUGUGAUUGGCUAUCCAUAUUACUCCAUUAAAUGGUACAAGAACUCAGACCUGCUUCCUUUUAACCAUCGCCAAGUAGCAUUCGAAAACAAUGGAACGCUGAAACUCUCAGAUGUGCAGAAGGAAGUGGAUGAGGGGGAAUAUACAUGCAAUGUUCUGGUUCAACCCCAGCUGUCUACAAGCCAGAGUGUACAUGUGACUGUAAAAGUUCCACCUUUCAUCCAGCCUUUUGAGUUUCCAAGGUUCUCCAUUGGACAGCGAGUCUUCGUUCCAUGUGUUGUGGUCUCAGGGGAUUUGCCAAUCACAAUCACCUGGCAGAAGGAUGGCAGGCCGAUCCCAGCCAGUCUUGGAGUAACUAUUGACAACAUUGACUUCACCAGCUCCUUAAGGAUUUUUAAUCUUUCACUGAUGCACAAUGGGAAUUAUACCUGUAUAGCUAGAAAUGACGCUGCAGCUGUGGAGCGCCAAAGCCAAUUAAUUGUGAGAGUUCCCCCUAGAUUUGUGGUUCAACCAAGUGAUCAAGAUGGGAUUUAUGGUAAAGCUGUAAUCCUCAAUUGUUCUGCAGAGGGUUAUCCUGUACCCACCAUUGUCUGGAAGUACUCAAAAGGUGCUGGGGUCCCCCAGUUCCAGCCCAUUGCCUUGAAUGGCCGUAUCCAGCUUCUCACAAAUGGCUCCUUGUUGAUUAAACAUGUGCUGGAGGAAGACAGUGGAUACUACCUCUGCAAGGUCAGCAAUGAUGUGGGCGCAGACGUCAGCAAGUCCAUGUACCUCACUGUUAAAAUUCCUGCUAUGAUCACUUCCUAUCCAAACACCACUUUGGCAACACAGGGUCAAAAGAAGGAGAUGAGCUGCACAGCACAUGGAGAGAAACCCAUCAUAGUCCGCUGGGAGAAAGAGGAUCGAAUCAUUAACCCUGAAAUGUCCCGCUAUCUUGUUUCCACCAAGGAAGUGGGUGAUGAAGUCAUCUCUACCCUGCAGAUUUUGCCAACUGUGCGUGAAGAUUCUGGCUUCUUUUCCUGCCACGCUAUCAAUUCUUAUGGGGAGGACCGUGGAAUAAUUCAGCUCACUGUGCAAGAGCCACCAGAUCCUCCUGAAAUAGAAAUCCGAGAGGUGAGAGCACGCAGCAUUGCCCUCAGAUGGACCAUGGGAUUUGAUGGAAAUAGCCCGAUCACAGGCUACGAUAUUGAAUGCAAGAACAAGUCUGACUCCUGGGAUUCUGUUCAGCGAACCAAAGACGUCUCUCCUCAGCUGAACCAGGCCACUAUCAUUGACCUCCACCCUUCCUCCACCUACAACAUCCGCAUGUAUGCCAAAAACCGCAUUGGCAAGAGCGAAGCAAGCAAUGAGCUCACUAUCACUACGGAUGAAGCAGCUCCUGAUGGCCCACCUCAGGAAGUUCAGCUUGAGCCUGUAUCUUCACAAAGCAUUCGGGUCACUUGGAAAGCUCCAAAGAAGCACUUGCAAAAUGGAAUUAUUCGUGGAUACCAGAUAGGCUACCGGGAGUACAGUGCAGGGGGCAAUUUCCAGUUCAACAUCAUCAGUAUUGACACCACUGGAGAUAGUGAAGUUUAUACCCUGGAUAACCUGAAGAAAUUCACCCAGUAUGGCAUGGUAGUACAGGCAUGUAACCGGGCUGGAAUAGGACCUUCUUCUCAGGAAAUCAUCACCACUACCCUAGAGGAUGUGCCCAGUUGCCCUCCAGGGAAUGUCCAAGCCACUGCUACAUCACCAGAAACUAUCUCCAUUUCCUGGUCUACACUUCCCAAAGAAGCCCUGAAUGGGAUUCUACAGGGAUUCAGAGUUAUUUACUGGGCUAAUCUCUUGGAUGGAGAGCUGGGAGAGAUUAAAAAUGUCACUACUACACAGCCCUCACUAGAGCUUGAUGGGCUGGAAAAAUAUACCAACUACAGCAUCCAGGUGUUGGCAUUCACACGAGCUGGAGAUGGAGUCAGGAGUGAACAAAUUUUCACCCGCACUAAAGAGGAUGUUCCAGGUCCUCCUGCUGGAGUUAAAGCUGCUGCAGCAUCACCAUCCACAGUAUUUGUGUCCUGGCUCCCCCCAUUUAAGUUAAAUGGUGUCAUCCGAAAGUACACAGUGUUCUGCUCACACCCCUAUCCCACAGUAAUCAGCGAGUUUGAAGCCUCUCCUGACUCAUUUUCCUACAGAAUCCCCAACUUGAGUCGGAAUCGACAAUACAGUGUCUGGGUGGUGGCUGUCACUGCUGCAGGAAGAGGCAACAGCAGCGAAAUUAUCACCGUGGAACCAUUGGCUAAAGCUCCAGCCAGAAUUCUGACAUUCAGUGGCACAGUAACGACCCCUUGGAUGAAGGAUAUCAUCCUUCCUUGCAAGGCCGUUGGGGACCCAUCUCCUACAGUCAAAUGGAUGAAGGAUAGUAACGGGACACCCAGUCUAGUGAUGAUUGAUGGGCGAAGAAGCAUCUUUAGCAAUGGCAGCUUUGUUAUCCGUACUGUGAAAGCAGAGGAUUCUGGAUAUUACAGCUGUGUGGCCAGUAACAACUGGGGAUCUGAUGAAAUUAUUUUGAAUUUGCAGGUGCAAGUGCCACCAGACCAGCCAAGACUUACUGUGUCCAAAACCACAUCUUCUUCUAUCACUCUUUCCUGGAUACCUGGAGACAAUGGUGGUAGUUCUAUCCGAGGUUACAUACUGCAGUACUCUGAAGAUAAUAGUGAGCAGUGGGGUAGUUUUCCCAUUAGCCCUAGUGAACGGUCCUACCGUUUAGAGACCUUGAAAUGUGGUACCUGGUACAAGUUCACACUAACUGCUCAAAAUGGAGUGGGACCAGGACGCAUCAGUGAGAUCAUAGAGGCCAAAACACUUGGAAAAGAGCCACAGUUUUCCAAAGAACAAGAACUCUUUGCCAGUAUUAACACCACUCGAGUGCGCUUGAACCUUAUUGGCUGGAAUGAUGGUGGUUGUCCAAUCACCUCCUUUACUCUGGAGUACCGGCCAUUUCGGACCACAGUAUGGACAACGGCUCAGCGGACGUCACUUUCUAAGUCCUACAUACUAUAUGACCUCCAGGAAGCAACUUGGUAUGAACUGCAAAUGAGAGUGUGCAACAGUGCAGGCUGUGCAGAGAAACAGGCCAAAUUUGCCACACUCAACUAUGAUGGCAGUACAAUCCCUCCACUCAUUAAAUCAGUUGUCCAAAGUGAGGAAGGUCUGGCGACCAACGAAGGGCUAAAGAUGCUGGUGACCAUUUCCUGUAUCUUGGUGGGGGUCUUGCUGCUUUUUGUGCUUCUGCUGAUUGUGCGAAGGAGGAGGAGGGAGCAGAGACUGAAGAGACUCAGAGAUGCAAAGAGUUUGGCUGAAAUGCUUAUGAGUAAGAACACCAGGACCUCAGAUACACUUAACAAGCAGCAGCAGACGCUGAGGAUGCACAUAGAUAUUCCCAGAGCUCAGCUUCUGAUUGAAGAGAGGGACACAAUGGAGACCAUUGAUGACAGAUCAACAGUGUUAUUAACUGAUGCUGAUUUUGGAGAGACAUCUAAACAGAAGUCAUUGACAGUUACUCAUACAGUACAUUACCAGUCUGUCUCACAAGCUACUGGACCAUUGGUUGAUGUUUCUGAUGCCCGGCCAGGAACAAACCCUACUACAAGAAGGAAUGCAAAAACUGGGCCCACAGCUCGCAACAGGUACGCUAGUCAAUGGACUCUCAACAGACCCCAUCCCACUAUAUCAGCCCACACCCUCACCACAGAUUGGAGGCUGCCAACACCCAGAGCUGCAGGAUCAGUAGACAAGGAAAGUGACAGCUACAGUGUCAGCCCCUCACAGGAUACAGAUCGAGCAAGAAGCAGCAUGGUCUCCACAGAAAGUGCCUCCUCUACGUACGAAGAGCUAGCGAGAGCAUAUGAACAUGCUAAGAUGGAAGAGCAGCUGAGACAUGCCAAGUUCACAAUUACAGAAUGCUUUAUAUCAGACACAUCAUCGGAGCAGCUAACGGCAGGGACUAAUGAGUACACAGACAGUCUGACCUCAAGCACACCAUCAGAAUCGGGGAUCUGCAGAUUUACUGCUUCACCCCCCAAACCUCAGGACGGAGGGCGUGUGAUGAACAUGGCAGUUCCAAAGGCACAUCGGCCAGGUGACCUCAUGCAUUUGCCACCGUAUCUUAGAAUGGACUUUUUGUUGAACCGAGGAGUUUCAGGCACAAGCAGAGACCUGGGUUUGGGCCAAGCCUGCUUGGAACCUCAGAAAAGCCGAACCUUGAAGCGUCCCACAGUUCUGGAGCCGAUACCUAUGGAAACAUCCUCCACGAGAGAAGUACAGUCAUGGCAACCUGGUGCCGUGGCAACAUUACCUCAGCGAGAAGGGGCUGAGCUAGGACAGGCAGCUAAAAUGAGCAGCUCCCAAGAAUCCCUGCUGGACUCCCGGGGCCACUUGAAAGGAAACAAUCCCUACGCAAAAUCUUACACCCUGGUAUAACAA